This is a messenger RNA of Spea bombifrons (plains spadefoot toad), 1245 nucleotides long. It is a transcript of the gene CEACAM19, whose product is annotated as CEA cell adhesion molecule 19. Bases 38 to 736 code for a protein of 232 amino acids. The transcript has 6 exons. The record is from RefSeq and is a predicted model, not a curated record. Lineage: Eukaryota; Metazoa; Chordata; Amphibia; Anura; Pelobatidae.
CUUUUCAAAAGACAGCCCUCCAAUUCCAGAAGACAAGAUGUGGUACAGCAAAGGAGCCCCCAGUAGCGCCUUAAAGCUAUUAUCAGUUCUCCUUACCUUAUGGAUGCCCCUAUGCGGUGGAGUGAACAUCCAGCUAAUUCCCAGCGUUCCACACAAAAACGAGACCGUCCUUCUGAACGUCAUUAAUGUGGCUGAGAAUAUAUUAAGCAUCAGCUGGUAUAAAGGAAGCAUGCCCAGCGCGUCAACCCAAAUAUUAACCUAUUUACCAGGUUCUUCUCCACCGCAGAUAGCAGGGGCUCAGUAUUUCCCUGAAGCCAGCUGUUUUGCAAAUGGCUCUUUACUCAUCAUAGGUCUCAAAAAAGAAUUUGAGGGGAAUUACACGGUACAGAUACAGCUGAGCACAUUAAAACAGGACACGGUGUUCCUACGAGUGGAAGGUGAGUCGAUUCCUCGAGAAAAGAGAAAAAAGGAGUCUCAGAAGAGCGCAGAAUCCGUGAUUAAAAAUGUUCUAUUAACUCUUUGCAUUUAUGCAGAAAAGGUUGGAACUCCAAAAUACGACGGCCUUACUCCUGGUGCGAUCGUCGGCAUCGUCAUAGGGGUCCUCGCCAUAUUAUCCAUUGUUAUUGUCAUCGGUUUCCUGUUUUUCAAAAAGGGCAAGACUCAGAGUGAAGCGGUGUCACGAGGUUCACCACCAAGUGGCUAUAAACAUGCGGAAAAUGGAGAUAAUGAGCCGUGACUUAAAGAAGGUCUGUCCCUUUAAGAAGAUCCGCGGUCAGAUCGCAGACUUUGAUUCCUUUUUGCGUUUUGAAGAACUUAUUUAUCAGUUGGCAGGCGUUUUAACUGCCCUUAUUCACGUUUCAUUAGGAACGGCCAUCACUAGCAAUGUUUCUCCAACCGGAAGGCCCCAUAUAAUGUAUAAUCUAACGAGAGAGGAGACUUUGAUGAACUCUCAUGGUUUGGCUAUACAUUAUACAUAUAUAUAUUAAGUUACCACUACUUGUAGUUUGAGCUUCGCAUUGUAAAGGGGACCUGAACCGUGUUAUGUUGCUUCACAUAAAACUCUUCUAGUUACAGAUACACUGUUACAGCAAGACCAAAAUCCUCUAUACAAUUCCCGGUGUGUAUAUGUGUGUGUGUGCUAGUAUGGUUUUUUUUUAUAUAAUAAAGCGCUUGUUUAUAUGGCUUUAUACAUUUGAUUUGAUUGUAAAGUGUUGAAUAUAAUAUUAAACGCACGUGUUGAACGGA